Rhopalosiphum padi (bird cherry-oat aphid) is the source of this 5618-nucleotide messenger RNA. RefSeq names its product cAMP-specific 3',5'-cyclic phosphodiesterase (gene dnc). NCBI's taxonomy places the organism in Eukaryota, Metazoa, Arthropoda, Insecta, Hemiptera, Aphididae. Gene Ontology annotation, molecular function: 3',5'-cyclic-AMP phosphodiesterase activity. The transcript has 17 exons. The record is from RefSeq and is a predicted model, not a curated record. Bases 243 to 3260 code for a protein of 1005 amino acids. Gene Ontology annotation, biological process: signal transduction. Gene Ontology annotation, cellular component: perinuclear region of cytoplasm; cytosol; nucleus.
GACGUCGCGGUUACAGGCUCAAACGGGCCCAGCGUGGUGUACUCGGGACGUUAUACGUUAUACGUCGUCGUAUAGUUCGUGUGGUUGUCGCGAUUGUUCGUUUUGAAUUGUCAGUGUUGUACGCCCGCUGAGUUUGAGUGAUUUUCACCAAUCUGUGUGGUUCGUCGAAUAACGUUCACCACGUGCGUAGAGUAUUAAAUAAGCGAAUAAAUAAAAAAAAAAAGCUAAUCGCUUAAACGAAAAUGACUUCAAAAAAUGACCAAAGUCUAUCGACGAGCGGCAGUCUCCGAAUAACGUCGUUACACGCGAACGGUUCCAAAAGCGUGGACGACAACGAGAAUCGUCAGGACGGCGGCAAUAAGGCUUCGCUAUCAGCCGUCAAGUGGCACUCGGCGCCGUCCGCGGGACUCGAAGACGGCCGACAGUCAUCGGCGUCCGUAAACAAGUCACCGGGCACGACGACCGAAUUGUCCGUGGCCGGUGGCGGUAGUUGGAGAUCACUUCAGAGACAAAAAGUAGUGACCACAGCGCCAACGCUUGAAGACGACGAGGACGGACGUCCGGCGACUGUGGCGGCGACCGAAACUGACCGGUCACCACGAAAACGAUCAGCGGCGGUGCGUCGCGGUUACAGUUGCCAGGAGCCAUGCGCCGCCCGUCGGCCGAUGACGAUGAACACGUGUGGUUGCGUGGCCGUUGGUGGGGUAGGUGGUGCCAUCACGGCAGCUGGCGAGAACAGGAGGCGCUGGCUGUCCGCGGAGACAGGUGGCAGUGGCCACGGUACCAGCCGGUCGAUGGAGUGCCUGCCGUCACCGCAACCUCCAACCACGCCACACCUGCACCGCACUAGCUUUAUAAUGGCCGCGGAUGACCGCAAAUCACUAGACAGCGGCCUGGAUGACGUGGGGGCCACGGCCGCAGCCGCCGAGAUGGCGGACCGCCGACGCGGCAUGUUCGCGUCCACCCGGACGUCCGUGCCGUCGCAUCUGUCGCUCGCUUUACCAUCGUGCGAGCGCCGCUUGACCAUACUUUCGCCUCACACACACACGCCGUCAACGCCCGCCGCUUUUUACUCAUCGUCGUCGUCCACCGAGACCGCUUGGCACUUUUGCACGUCAUCUACCGCUGCCGCCAUGUCGUCAUCCAUAUCGUUCGGACCGCACUCGUCCGCAACCGCAGCCACGUCCACAGCCACCACCGCUUGCAGGCCCCGCAAGAAGUCCCGGCCCGGCAUGGUGUUGCCCCGUCUCGUGCUUCCUGGAAGCUCCGACAUAGAUAUAUUUUCACAUUUUGAUGUGGAAAAUGGAGCUGGCACUAGUCCUGGUAGAUCACCGCUGGACGGUGGAGGUACAUCCCCAUCAGCUGGACUGGUGCUUCAAAAUUUGCCACAGCGUCGGGAGUCAUUCCUAUACAGAUCUGACUCAGAUUUCGAAGUUUCGCCAAAGUCUAUGUCCAGGAACUCGUCCAUUGCCAGUGAAAGAUUGAAAGAGACUGAAGCCAUUUUGGAAAGAUCAACCCAUGGUGAAGAUCUCAUCGUUACACCGUUUGCACAAAUACUGGCGAGCCUACGAAGCGUCCGCAAUAACUUCUUAAGCCUCACCAAUGUACCAUCACAAAAGUCUCGGAGAUCAUCCGGCGCCGCUGGCAACAGUACCCCGCAAAGCCGAGUUGUCAAUCCCGGAGAUGAUGCAUAUCUCAAGAUGUCCAUUGAGACUAUCGAGGAACUGGAUUGGUGUUUGGAUCAAUUGGAAACCAUCCAAACACAUAGAUCAGUUUCAGACAUGGCAUCAUCAAAGUUCAAAAGGAUGCUUAACAAAGAGCUUAGUCACUUCUCCGAGUCUAGUAAAUCUGGAAAUCAAAUAUCUGAAUACAUUUGUUCUACGUUUCUUGACAAACAACAGGAGCUGGAUAUACCGUCGCUGCAUACCGAUGAAAAUCAACAAGAUGAGGGGCGGCAAAUCACUAAUAAAGCGUCGUCGUCCUCCGGUGCGUCAACCAAUUCACAAUCUGGCGCACAGUCCAAGAAAAAAGACGUUAAAUCCAAAGUAACGCCGAUGUCACAUAUAUCGGGUGUAAAAAGGGCCUUAUCGCACACAAACAGUUUCGCCGGCGAACGAUUGCCGAAAUUCGGCGUGGAUACACCCAAGGAGGAGGAAUUGGGACACACUUUGGCUGAAAUAGACAAAUGGGGUAUCGAUAUAUUCCGGAUAGCCGAUCUGACCAACAACCGACCGCUGACGGCCAUAGCGUACACCGUGUUCCAGAACCGAGAGCUAUUGAAAACGUUCAUGAUUCCAGCAAAAACGUUCGUUGCGUUCAUGAUGACCCUAGAGGAUCAUUACGCCAAAGACAAUCCUUUCCACAACAGCACUCACGCGGCGGACGUCGUCCAGUCCACCAACGUUCUGCUGAACUCACCGGCUUUGGAGAGUGUUUUUACUCCACUGGAAAUCACCGCCGCUCUUUUUGCGGCCGCCAUACACGACGUCGACCAUCCCGGACUGACUAAUCAGUUUCUCAUCAACUCAAGUUCUGAAUUAGCUCUAAUGUACAACGACGAAUCCGUGCUGGAAAACCAUCAUUUAGCAGUGGCUUUCAAACUUUUACAAAAUGACGGAUGUGACAUAUUCCAGAAUAUUAAUAAAAAACAAAGACAGACUCUGAGAAAAAUGGUUAUCGACAUGGUACUUUCCACUGACAUGUCAAAACAUAUGAGUCUGUUGGCUGACCUCAAAACUAUGGUAGAAACAAAAAAAGUAGCCGGUUCCGGGGUACUGUUGCUGGACAACUACACCGACAGAAUACAAGUCUUGCAAAACUUGGUACAUUGCGCGGACUUGAGUAACCCCACCAAACCGUUGGAACUAUAUAAACGAUGGGUCGACCUGUUGAUGGAGGAAUUCUUCCAGCAGGGUGACAAAGAGCGAGAACAAAACCUAGACAUCAGCCCGAUGUGCGACAGGCACAGUGCUACGAUCGAAAAAUCACAGGUCGGUUUCAUCGAUUACAUCGUGCACCCUUUGUGGGAGACGUGGGCUGACUUAGUGCAUCCUGAUGCCCAGGAAAUACUCGACACCCUCGAAGAAAACAGAGACUGGUACCAGAGUAUGAUUCCACCCAGUCCACCCGCGGACGAGUCCGAAGACCGCGAGAGCGGUGACGACGAUGAAUCAAAGCCCUCGGCCAGUGACCAGGACCCGAAUAUCAGGUUCCACGUGACGCUUGAGGAAGGUGACGAAGACUCGGUGGCCGCGAUGUGACGCAAACUAGUCGGCUGGUGUCGCAAGCUGGGCGAAAAAGUCAACUCCUGGUGGAGGACCAAACAAUGAGCAAAACAAUUAGCGACUCACCUGGUCUCCGUUUAGGAGAAAAAUAAAAAAUACCACAGCGCCCCUUGUCCCCAAGAAUUGCAUGGUGUGUCCGUGUAUCUGUGUGUAUGCGUGUGCGUGUAUGGAAUCUAUCCAAAACGCUUUUUUCUGUCUAUGUAAAAAAAAAAAAAAACAAGUUUAAAAAAAGAUAAUGAUUAAUGAUAAUAAUAAAAGAAAAAUGAAAAAAAAAUUAAUUAACUGCAAAUUCCUUUAAUCUCAUUUAAAUUUAGUUAUAAUAUAAUAUAUAAAACGCGAAUAAAUAAAAAAAAAACUUUAUUAUUAUUAAUAAUUUGAUGUAAUUUUGUUGUUAUACAUUUAGGUACGUAUUAUUAAUUAUUAAUUAAUGUUAGCUUGUGUUGUUCGGAGAGAGAAUUUGCUCGUUUGUUUGUUUGUUUGUUUUUAUUAUUAUUGAAUACCGUUUUCGUAGUUGUUCUUCAUUUGAUUUUUCAAAUAAUUAUCUUUCUUGUUUAGUCAUUAUUUUAAUAUUUAUUGAUGUUAUAGCUGUUUAAUAAAAUGAAAUGAUGUUAAACAUAAGAAUAUAUACAAUUAACUAUUGUCAUAAUUAAUAGUUAUAUUAUUAAUCUUAUAUCUUUCGGACAUAUAAUUUUAAGUAAUAUAAACAAAUGUAUAUCCCUGAAAUGAACCUAACCUGACUAAUAUAUCGUGUGACUAAGUAACGUGGGUUUUUCGAUCAUAUUGUAAGCAAUGGAAUUUCGGCUUUGAUAAUUUUUUAUAUACAUUAUACAUAUAUGUAUUUUUUUUACUUGUAUUAUUCAAGUUGCUAUAAAAAAUAAAUACAACACUUUAAUUUAGAUUUUUUUAACAUUUCCAAGAAAAUUUCGAUCUUAUUUAAAUUCAUCGUUUGGUGUACAAUUGGUAUUUAAAAAAAUCUGAAAUUAAAAAUUAUAUUCAAAUCGUAAUUUAGAAAAUUGGAUUUUAUUCAGUUUUAAUAAUUAUUUUGUAUGAAUCAAUGGUAAAAUAACCAUAUUUAUAUUUAUAAUUUUACCAAGUCGAAAUAAAUAAAUAAAUCGAAAUUUAAAAUAUGGUUUUAAACUAUUUUAUCAUCGUUAUAGUUUUUACAUAUUUUAUCAUUUUCGUUUAAUAUUGUCUGUACUAUACGACAUGACUUAUUAAAAUGUCUCCAAAAACCUUCGAUUAAGGCUGUGAUUUUCUUUUGCCUGCUUACCACAAUAUAUACACGUUACUUUUUUAGGUUGGGUUCUUACAUUUUCCGUUCUAUUCUAAUAGAUUCAAAAAUAUAUAAUAUAUUUGCAGAUUCCAUUUGUCAAUUCACUUGCAUUUCUCAUCCGAUAGUAUUUUAUUUAUUAUUUACUAUUUAGGUAUACUUGCAAAUGUAAUGUUACCUUUCUUUGUAUUUACAAAUGUAUAUAUUAUAUAUAUAUAUAUAUGUAUAUGUAUACAUUUGUUGAAUUUAAUAAUUAUUAGUAUGUAUUCAUUUUAUAAUUUAAAUGACUAGUCAAUUUUACGCCAAAUAUUUGUACAAAUUGUAUUACCCUCCCUGCCCCUCCAUCUCCAUUUUUAAGUUUAUUUAAUAUUCUUUUUUCUAAAAACCACGUUUGUCUAUUGACUGUCUAUUUUAUAUAAGCUUGGUAAUUCAGGGUCCCCGAUUUUUGUCCAAAUUCCUAUUUACUUUUUUUAUAAUAUAUAUAUAUAUAUAUAUAUAUUUAUUUAAAAUAUAAUUAAUAAUAAAUACUAAACGUGUAAAUAAUAUACGUCUCUUCCUAUAUUACGUGUAAAAUAAUAUACAAUAGAUACAUAUACAUAUAUCACCAUAAUAUAUGUACAAUAUACAAUAUAUAUAUAUUCCAUUUAAAUUACGGAGAAUAUCUUUCGCGAGCCUUAGUUAUUGUCAUAUUAUUACAAUAUCAUCUUUUGCAUCUGUUGAUAACACACAUCCUAAUUACAUAAUAUUAUAUAACAAUACACUACGGCCGUUUAGUGUGUACCACUUUGUUUGUUUCUAAAGGAUCUAACGAGCGGUGCUUAAUUAAUAAUUUGAAUUUAAGAACAAUUUUAUUUAUCUGUGUUGUAUUCAAAGUUAAAUGCACAUCGAGUAUAUAUAUAUUUAUAUAUUAUAUGAACGUACAUCAUACGUGUCUGUAUGUGUUUAUAAAAAUAUAUAUAUUUACAUAAAUAUUAUUAUUAUUAUUAUUAUUAUUAUUAUUAUGUCUAUAGGUCUGUAAUUUUGUACCAAAUAGAUCGAAUAAAAUAUGAAAACUCGGUACAAUA